Egretta garzetta (little egret) is the source of this 5517-nucleotide messenger RNA. It is a transcript of the gene MTMR9, whose product is annotated as myotubularin related protein 9. The record is from RefSeq and is a predicted model, not a curated record. Gene Ontology annotation, biological process: negative regulation of autophagy. The coding region runs from base 186 to 1838 and encodes 550 amino acids. Lineage: Eukaryota; Metazoa; Chordata; Aves; Pelecaniformes; Ardeidae. The transcript has 10 exons.
CUUGGGUGAUGCCCCUGCCUGCCUCGGGUGGCAUGGUACGGGGCUGCCCGCCGGUUGUAGGCCCUCCCAAGGUUGGCCCUGGUUCUCCACCCCGGCCCUGCUGGCGUUGCUGAGGCUGCCCCUUGUCUCCCCAGCCGGUUGUGGUGGCAGAGGCCUCCCCAGGCCCCUUCCCUUCUCUGGCGGGCAUGGAAUUUGCAGAGCUGAUCAAGACCCCUCGAGCAGACAACGUUGUCCUGCACCGCCCUUUCUACCUGGCCGUGGAGGGGACUCUCUGUCUGACUGGCCAUCACCUCAUUUUUUCUUCGCGGCGUCAAGAUAAUGCUGAGGAGCUGUGGCUGCUGCACUCCAACAUUGAUUCUAUUGAAAAAAGGUUUGUGGGCUCAUUGGGCACCAUCAUUAUAAAAUGCAAAGAUCUGCGAAUUAUUCAGCUGGAUAUACCUGGGAUGGAGGAAUGUUUGAACAUUGCUAGCUCUAUUGAGGCGCUUUCCACCUUGGAUUCUGUCACUCUCAUGUAUCCCUUCUUCUACCGGCCCAUGUUUGAUACUGUUGAAGAUGGCUGGCGCUCUUUUCUGCCUGACCAAGAAUUUGAGCUCCUCAGUUCAGUGACAGAUGAAUGGCGUCUAAGCUGCAUCAAUAAGGAAUUCUCUGUCUGUCCCUCCUACCCUCCAGUUGUCAUUGUCCCCAAAUCCAUCGAUGAUGAAGCACUUCGGAAAGUGGCCAUGUUUCGCCACGGCAGCCGCUUCCCAGUGCUCAGCUACUACCAUAAGAAGAACGGGAUGGUCAUGAUGCGAAGUAGCCAGCCUCUUACAGGUACGAAUGGCAGACGGUGUAAAGAAGAUGAGAAGCUUAUUAAUGCCACACUACGGCCUGGCAAACGUGGCUACAUCAUUGAUACAAGGUCCUUGAAUGUUGCCCAGCAGGCCAGGGCCAAAGGAGGUGGCUUUGAACAAGAAGCACACUAUCCCCAGUGGAGAAGGAUUCACAAAUGUAUUGAGAGGUUUAAUAUUCUGCAGGAAAGCCUCAUCAAACUUGUGGAAGCUUGUAAUGACCAGUCACACAAUAUGGACCGCUGGCUCAGUAAACUGGAAGCUUCCAACUGGCUGACUCACAUCAAGGAGAUACUAACUGCAGCUUGUCUAGCAGCUCAGUGUAUUGAUAGGGAAGGUGCAUCAGUGUUAGUCCAUGGGACUGAAGGAACUGAUUCGACACUCCAGGUGACUUCUCUGGCACAGAUUAUCUUGGAUCCAAGCUGCAGGACCAUACGUGGCUUUGAAUCUCUUGUUGUGAGGGAGUGGCUGCAGGCUGGUCACCCUUUUCAGCAGCGCUGUGCCCAAUCAGCUUAUUCAAACAGCAAGCAGAAAUGGGAGGCCCCGGUGUUUCUCCUCUUUUUGGACUGUGUGUGGCAAAUCCUUCGUCAGUUCCCUUGCUCUUUUGAAUUCAACGAACAGUUCCUCAUUAUGCUCUUUGAACAUGCUUACGCUUCACAGUUUGGGACUUUCCUGGGAAACAACGAAAAUGAAAGGUCUAAACUGAAGCUGCCGCAAAAGACUAUGUCCCUGUGGUCCUGGGUGAACAGGUCUGAAGAGCUGAGCAAAUUCCAGAAUCCUCUUUUUGAGGCCAACAGCCUUGUCAUCUGGCCUUCGGUUGCCCCACAGAGCCUGCAGCUCUGGGAAGGUGUCUUUCUUCGGUGGAACAGGCCUUCCAAGUUCCUAGACGAAGCCCACGAAGAAAUGAACAACAUCAUAAAAUACAACAAGGAACUUCAGGCAAAGGUUAAUGCAUUGAGGAGGCAGCUAGCAGAGAUGGAAACAGAUGACAAGAUGCAGGAGAACCUGUGAGCUGGCAGGGCUUUGCCUCGGGUCUUUCCUUUCCAGUCCCCUUUAUGUUAAAGACUAAACAUGGAAAGUGCAUGUAUUGCAGAGCCCUCCGGGUACAGCUGACCCUCAGUCCUACCGCUGCUGAAACUUUCACUUCACACUAUGUACCGCCCUGCUUUUGGGGAGGGAUUUUUGUUUUGUUUACAGAAGACAUACACAACUGGGCAUAGUGUCUUCUCUUGGCAGCUUUUCUGUCUUGAAAUUGUGUACAGUGUCAGCUGAAGCUGGAACUCUUACCUCCACCCAACUGUAUGGAUGACCAGGAUGGGCCAAGAGACAGGAUGUUUCAAAUUUAUUUUGGACUUUUUCCAGUUUUGUUGAAUUUUCUGAACACUUGGCAGGAUUAAAGUACUAAGUUCUGUAGAGAUAGGUAAAGGCAUCUUGUCUGAAAGCACCUUUUCUCUCCAAGAGCAAGGAAGGCAGCUUAGUUCUUUAGUUUCCUAGAAAAACUAGAAACUGGUAUAACCUAACUACAGGUUCUACCAGUCUAUAUGAUACUCUCAGUAGCCUUCACAUCUAACACUUGGGGGUUUGUGUUAAACAUCGGCCUGGGAGCAGUUAAGUCGAGUACCAAACCAAGAGCAAGAAAUUUCAGUGCAAUACAGAACUGAAGUAGGGAUUCUGCUGCUAAUGUUUAAGCCAUGACCUUCAGGUGGAAUUGUCCCCCAUGGACAAAUAUCUCCUAAGGAAUAACAAACUUUUUUUGUUCUAUCUGGAAAAGAAAAAGGUUAAGUAGUUGGCAGAGGUGUUCACUGGCAAAACAGUGGCUCGGAGCUGUCCUUUUAACUAGAGUUGAGUUGCCCUCUUGAAACUUGGGGCUGUGCUGGCUGGUUUUGUACACGUGAACAGGUUCACAGCGUUGCUGGGGUGCAAGAGCAACACUUAAUCUACAGCUCAACAAAACACUUCUGCUCCACCUGGUGCGCUUUUUCCUCUCAUGCUCUUCCUGUACGUUUUGUGAAACAUCAAAAGCAGGAGCUGGGAGUUAAGGUGAUCUAACAUAUCAGGUAGCUGCUGCAGAUUAAGAGGCCGUCCUGCUGUAAAAAAUGCUAAUAGUUCAGAUCAUUCGUAGCUGCUAAAACUGCUUAAAGACUUUAGGGAUAAGCUGUUUUCCCCAAGUAACUUUGUAUUUUGUAGCUGAUCUUUGCGUUUCUGUGACUGCAGCCUGCUUUUAUAAAAUCAAGAGCUUUUGCUAGAGACUUUUUUUUUUUCCUCCUUUAAAAAGACAGGUAAGAGCAGGUCUGAAAAAUUAACUCACUGAGGCAUUUGUUCAGCUUGAUCCACUGGUAGCUGUACAAGACUGAAAAGAUGUGAAUUAGCAAUGGUGUACGUGGCUGGGGUUAUCUUAAAAGGCUCUUGCUGUUAGCCUGUGCCUGCUGGAAUGAAGGGGGCUGCAUUAGGUCAGUGUUGAUCUCUUUGGAAACUGUUGAGCUUCCGCCACACUUUAUGCUGUUUUGGAAUGAAGCUGCCUUUAUUUAAAAGCCACUUCACAUGCAGAUAGGUAUAUGUGAAAAUGCAGGAUCUUUAGUUGCCACAGAAGUAUCUGGAGAGCAAUCUGCAAAAAUCAUGUAGCCGUAUUCCAAGGAAAGUUCUGUAACUAAGGAAGCUCUUUAAAACGCUGUGAUGGUGAUUAAGUGCUACCUUAAUGCCUUUUGCUUUCAGUCCUUCAUUUUCUUCUUGACUACCUAAAUUUAGUCCUGAAGUCAUCUGGCUUAAAAAAUAAAAAGAUCUCUUUUAAACCAUUGUUCACUGAAGGCAGCAGAAUAAUUCCCCCCACUUGUAAUAUCAAUUUCUUUUUAGGUUUGGAGAGCGACAGUCUCUCUCACUAUAUCAAGUCUGAGAUGGGGAACGCUUCUCAGGGUGGCUGGUGGUCUGUGCUGCCGAACAGGGGAGGCACAAGUUGGCCGUGCCUUCCUCCUGCCUCCAAACCCUGGCUUCUGGAGCUCCCUUCUGGGCAUAUUGCAAAUGUGAGCCCUUCAAAUUAUUGCUCGCCCUUUUAAAACUAUGUCUGUGGGAUCUGCACCUGCCUGGAUGCUGUAUCCCUAUCCAAUUUGGAAUUUCUACUGUUCCUGUACAUCUGAAAUACGUUGUCGCUCUCCAGAUGGGAAGGAUUCAGAAGGCACUAUUUUCCCCAUAAUAGACUAUACAUAAAACACACUUAAAGGUUAUGCAAUUCCCUAACAUAGUAAUUAUAUAUUGAGCUAAAUAAUAGAGAAGCAAAGAGGGUUGGGUUUUUUUUUUUGAUCUAAUUGCCUGGCUGCUCUAGUCUCAUGCAAACUGCAGGCAUCUGAGGAAACUGGGUAACCAGCUGUGACAGCUAACAAAAGGCAGAAAAUUCUCUCUGAGCUGGCAUUUCAUCCUCGACUUGUGUUUCAGGCCUGAAUCCCCACCCAAGUGCUGCCUGCUUGCCUUGGCUUAGUAGUAGUGUGGAUCACAGCCUUCCUCUGAAAACGCUAGUGUCGUUCUGAGCAGCCACCGUGGUUUCUUCCCCGAUUCCUCUGCCACAUGUCGCCUUGUAGUCACUGCAGACAGCAGGAGCUGGAGGCUUAAAUUAACCUGGAAAUAGUAGUCACCUUUGGGAGGAGCUCCCGGAGCAGUCCUGCAAGGUAUUUCACAUGGUGGAGUUGAGACAAGAUGUAUGGACCCUCGCAGGUCCUCCCGGGGGAAGACUGUUCCCAGACCUCUUGUGUCAGGCUACUUGCACAUUCCCCUUUCCAUUCCCAGUGCUUCCCAGGCUCCGGUCUGGUGGCCGCUGGUGGUAACACACAGCGGAGCCCUCCAGUUCCUUGUUUACCUGCGUGUCCACCAUAUUUAUUCACAUAUUUAAGAUUGAUGAUCGGCUUGCUUCCUCUUAGAGGGGGAUGUCUGCAGGAUUCUGCCCUGUGAAGUCACCCACACGUCGUCUGCAGGUUACCUGCAUCUUCCUGAGCUGUAAGCGCUGCGGCAGUGCCCAGCUCUGGCUCUUCGGUCUGACGCUGCCUUAUGCUCUUGCUGACACCCCUGAUUCUGCUCUUUUUUUGCACGUAGCUAUUUGUGCAAUAAGCUGGACACUGAGGGCCCCCUCCCCCAAACGCUGGCGUCUAUCAAUACGGACACUCUGCCAUUUACCAAAAACAAAAAAAAAAAAAAAAGGGAAAAGGAACUAACUUGCACAGUUUUCAUAAGGGAAUAUGUACCUUCAAUAUUUUUGAUUGUAUUGAUCUAACUCUUGAAUGUGGCGACCAGUUUUAAGUGCACUAUUGUCCAUGUUGCAUAUGAUAUAACUUCAAUUGCACUGUACAGCAUAUUGGCGUCUAAUGUCUGCUUUGCUAAAGCCUCGGAAAGUGCUGUCGUGUACAGGCUCCUGUAUGAGGGGAAAAUGUCUAUACUAGCACUCCCUUUUUCUGUAACUGUGUGACGUUGAAUAGCUGAUGUGUGCUACGUAUCUGUGAACUAGUACAAACUUAAGUGAUGAGUGCACUUCUGUCCAAACAUCUGGAAUUGCUAAUUGGACUUGGCUGCUGCAUCAGUCUUUUUUUAUUUAAAAAAAAAAAAAAAAAAGAAAUAAGUGACAGGGCUGGGAGUCGUGUGCUAUUGUUAGAUGUAUGCUGUGCGUGUACAGAAUCCCAGCUGCUGUGGCGUUGAAUAUAUUGCAAAAAAA